This is a messenger RNA of Talaromyces stipitatus ATCC 10500, 1224 nucleotides long. RefSeq names its product ribosome biogenesis protein, putative. The record is from RefSeq and is a predicted model, not a curated record. Gene Ontology annotation, cellular component: nucleolus. Gene Ontology annotation, biological process: ribosomal large subunit assembly; maturation of LSU-rRNA from tricistronic rRNA transcript (SSU-rRNA, 5.8S rRNA, LSU-rRNA). The transcript is spliced from 2 exons. Bases 50 to 1123 code for a protein of 357 amino acids. Gene Ontology annotation, molecular function: rRNA binding. Lineage: Eukaryota; Fungi; Ascomycota; Eurotiomycetes; Eurotiales; Trichocomaceae.
AGAGAUAACUGUAUCAAUCUGAAGUGCAAAGUAAUUAUUUACUGUUAAGAUGCUUCGUGAAGUAAAGCCCAAAAAUCCGCGCACAGCGCGCCUUCUCAAGAAGAAAGAACCCCAACUCAUCGAAUCUUCUAAACGCACCCUGCUUCUCCACGGCACAAAAUGUCCCCUUCCACUCAACACUUUACUCAAGACGAUCCACGGCCUAACGAACCCGAACUCAGUGCUAUUCCACAAAAAGAAUGACAAUAUACACCCAUUCGAAAGUACAGAGAGUAUUGAAUUUCUUGCCGACAAGAAUGAAUGUGGUAUCGUGGUGUAUGGAAGCAGCAACAAAAAACGUCCAAAUUGCAUGACUCUCACACGCAUAUACAAUAAGAAAGUCCUGGAUAUGUUUGAGUUACUCCUUCUACCUCCCGCAGAUGGCGAAACGAUUCCUCCUCCUAAUGCGUUAAAGCUUGAGAUCGGAAUUGGUAUGAAGCCCAUGAUGCUGUUUGCAGGUAGUAUCUGGGAGGAUGCCACAUCCAGGACAUAUGCCAUGAUCAAGAGUGUUCUGUUGGAUAUGUUCAAGGGUGAAGAAACCGACAAGAUCGAUGUGGAAGGGUUACAAUACCUCAUGAUGGUCGGUGCCGAAGAACCCGCCGAAGCCGGUCUGCUACCUAUCAUCCAUCUACGAUGGUACAAAAUCCGCACAAGACGAAGCGGCCACAAACUUCCCCGCGUUGAAUUAGAUGAAGUCGGUCCCAAAUUCGAUUUCAGAAUUGGACGUGUCCGUAACGCAGAUCCAGAUGUUAUGAAGGAGGCUAUGAAGCAAGGAAAACGACCUAAUGAGGAAGCGCGCACCAAGAAGAAUAUUACCAUGGACUCGAUUGGUGAUAAAGUUGGUCGUGUGCAUCUUGGUAAACAGGAUUUGUCGAAUUUGCAGACUCGUAAGAUGAAGGGUCUCAAGAGGAGAGCUGGAGUGGAUACGGAUUCUGAGGAAGAUGAUGAUGAUGAGCCGUCUAAUUACGGAUCGGAUGUUAGUGAAGAGAUUACGUUUGUGGAUGAGGAUGAGCCUUCGGAUGUGGAUAUGAUGGAUGUCGAUGAGGAGGAAAAAGGUCGUUCGAAAAAGCCGAGAUUGUCGUGAUUUGUUUAAAUUUCUGCUUUCAGGUCUUACAUUUGUACGGCGUUGGUUGGACUGUGUAUACAUCUAUAUUUCGUGAGGCGUAUAUAAGAGUUUACUCCAGU